This is a messenger RNA of Papaver somniferum (opium poppy), 3688 nucleotides long. Its product is annotated as MDIS1-interacting receptor like kinase 2-like. The coding region runs from base 131 to 3622 and encodes 1163 amino acids. The record is from RefSeq and is a predicted model, not a curated record. Gene Ontology annotation, molecular function: protein binding; ATP binding; protein kinase activity. The transcript is spliced from 3 exons. Gene Ontology annotation, cellular component: plasma membrane. Lineage: Eukaryota; Viridiplantae; Streptophyta; Magnoliopsida; Ranunculales; Papaveraceae. Gene Ontology annotation, biological process: hormone-mediated signaling pathway; protein phosphorylation.
AUGUGACAGGCAAAGCCUAUGUUCAGGUGGACAGUUUUGCAGGUGAUACCCGGUUGCGAAUCUAACUAUUCUUUGCAGACAGGCUACAGCAAUUUAGCUUUGCAGAAAGUUGAGAGCCUAUAAAGGUUGGAUGCAUUACAAAUGGAGCACACUGUCACUAGAGUAUAACCCGGUCGUAUAUAUGUUAAUCAUCACUCAGAAAACUAAAAUUGUUCAUCAUCUGUUAUUUGCAAAAAUGUUACGACAAGUAAACGUUGCCAUUGCUGCUCUGUUAGUUCUGGCAUUACUGUUGGUUUCAUCUUCGGAUGCAUCUGUCUUUGCUUCUCGUUCUUUUGUUUCUUUAACUUACAAUAUACAACUAGUUGAAGAAGAAGUAGAUGCUCUUUUGAAAUGGAAAUCAUCACUUAUUAACCAAAAUCAUUCUCUUCUCUCUUCUUGGAAGGUGAAUUCUACUGCGAGUACAACGAGUCCAUGCAAGUGGUAUGGAAUCAAUUGUAAUAGAAAGGGAAACGUCAAUGAAGUGAAUAUAGCUGGUUUGGGUUUACAAGGUACGCUCCAUAUAUUCAAUUUCUCAUCUUUCUCCAACUUUGUUAGUCUUGACUUGAGCAGGAAUGAACUCUUCGGAACCAUUCCAUCCCGAAUUAGUAUUCUUUCAAAACUCACCCACCUUGAUCUUUCCUUCAAUAAAUUUUCUGGACAUAUUCCACCAGAAAUAUCAUCUCUCACAAGUCUGCUAUACUUAGACCUUUCUCAAAAUCUAAUUAGUGGAUCCAUCCCUCAUGAAGUUGGCAAUUUAUAUUCUCUGACUGAUGUAAGGUUGUACAUAAAUAAUCUGAGUGGUCCAAUGCCUUCUUCUAUCUGCGAUCUGACUAACUUGACCAGUAUAUCAUUUUAUGAAAAUCAAAUCUCGGGUGUCAUUCCUCGAGAUAUCGGAAGGUUAAGUUCUCUUACCUUCUUAGAAUUGUCCACGAAUAGUCUUAGUGGUUCAAUCCCUGCUUCUUUAACCAAUCUGACUAGUCUGGACACUCUUUACCUAUAUAAUAACCAACUUUCUGGAAUCAUUCCUCGAGAUAUAGGAAGGCUACGGUCUCUUAUAAGCUUUGAUAUGUCUACAAACAACCUCAGUGGUUCACUUCCUGCUUCAUUAACCAAUUUGAUUAGACUAGACGAUCUUUCCCUUAACCAAAAUCAACUUUCUGGUAUCAUUCCUCGAGAUAUAGGAAGGCUACGCUUUCUUACCACCUUUGAUUUGUCCAGAAACAGUAUCAAUGGUUCAAUCCCUACUUCUAUAUGCCGCUUGGCCAGCCUUACAUGGUUAUCCGUUUAUGGAAAUCAACUUACUGGCACCAUCCCUCAAGAUAUUGGAAGGCUAAGGUCUCUUACCAUCUUACAGUUGUUCCAAAACCAACUUACUGGUUUAAUCCCUGCUUCCGUGGGUAAUUUGAGAAAUUUGACUCGUUUAUCACUUUUUCAAAAUCAAUUAAGCGGUUCGUUACCAAUAGAAAUCAACAAUCUAACACAGUUGAAAAUAUUAGAUUUUGCUGAGAAUAAGCUUUCUGGUUAUUUGCCUCAACAUGUAUGUCAAAGCGGAAUGCUGCAAGAAUUUUUGGCAGGUUAUAACUACUUCACGGGUUCCAUACCAAGAAGUCUUAGAAAUUGCACUAGUUUAAGAGUCCUCGGAGUUGAAAACAAUAAUCUGGUAGAUAAUAUAACCGAGGCGUUUCACGUGUAUCCGCAUCUAUUUAGAUUUAAUGUGGCUUUCAAUAUGUUUUAUGGUGAACUCUCAAAAGACUGGGGGGAUUGUCAGAAUUUAACAGCCAUAUCUUUCACAUGGAACAAUAUCAGUGGCAAAAUACCAUCUGAAAUGGGAAAGUUGAAAAGUUUAAGUGCACUAUAUCUUACUUCCAAUAAUUUAGUAGGGGAAAUUCCAGAGGAGUUGUUCAAAUUGUCUUCAUUGAUCUAUUUGAGUGUGUGCAAUAACCAACUCUCAGGUAAGUUGUCUUCUGCCAUUGGAAUGUUAUCCAGCCUGCAAGAUCUCGACUUAUCGAGAAAUAAGUUCAUCGGACCAAUACCCAAACAGCUAGGGGAGUGUUCAAAGUUACUAUCUCUGAAUUUGAACUCAAACAAUUUCAUUGGAAGUAUCCCACCCCAGAUAGGAAACUUGGAUUCAUUACAGAUAUUGUUAGAUCUUAGUUACAAUGAGUUGAGUGGAGAGAUACCAUCAGCUCUCGGGAAACUAAGCAAACUGAUAAAUCUCAAUUUAUCCCAUAAUAAGCUUUCUGGUUCAGUUCCAUCUUCAUUUGAUCAAAUGUUUAGCUUAACCACUGUCAAUAUUUCCUACAAUCAAUUGAGUGGUUCUCUUCCAAACAUCAAGGCCUUUAAGGAUGCUUCCAGUGAUGCUUUGAAGAACAAUAAAGGGUUGUGUGGUAAGAACUCUAGAGGUCUAAAACCGUGUAAUUCUUCGGUUGUUAUUGGAAGAAAACAGUCCAAGCAUAAUAAACUUGUGCUAAUAAUCCUGCUUCCUUUGUUCGGUUCGCUGUUUCUUUUAUUCAUACUCCUCGCCAUUUUGAUUCGCCUUCGACAAAUAUCAGUAAGAAGUAUGGCACUUGGAAAUCAGCCUAGAGUUACCAAUACCGGAAGAAAUUUAUUUUCAAUUUGUAAUUACGAUGGGAGAAUAGUGUUCGAAGACAUAAUUGAAGCAACCGAGGAUUUUAAUGCUAAAUACUGCAUUGGAACGGGGGGAUAUGGGAGUGUUUACAAAGCAGAGCUGUCAACAGGUCAGGUUGUUGCUGUGAAGAAACUUCACCUGUCAGGUGAUUCCCAGAUAUUUGAUAUCAAGUCAUUUGAAAGUGAAGUUCACGCACUGACAGAAAUCCGACACCGGAAUAUUGUGAAGUUUUUCGGUUUCUGCUCUAAUCUUGAAAGGAAAAUCUCAUUUUUGGUUUAUGAGUUCGUAGAGAGGGGAAGUCUGAAAAAUGUUUUAUGCAAUGGGGAACAAGCAAUGGGGUUCGACUGGAUAAAGAGGUUAAGAUUCAUAAGGGGAACGGCUAGUGCACUUGCUUACAUGCACCAUGAUUGCACUCCAGCAAUAGUUCACAGGGACAUAUCAAGCAACAAUAUUUUAUUGGACUCUGAAUAUGAAGCUCAUGUUUCUGAUUUUGGUACGGCUAGAAUUUUGAAGCCAGAUUCAUCCAAUUGGACUUCACUUGCAGGAACCUAUGGAUAUAUUGCUCCAGAGCUUGCAUACACAAUGAAGGUGACGGAGAAGUGUGAUGUUUAUAGCUUUGGGGUGAUCAUAUUAGAAGUACUAAUGGGAAGGCAUCCAUCUGAAAUCAUCACAUUGCUCUCUCAAAUUCUUCUUUCAUCUUCGUCAUCGAGGAACAAGGGGCAAAACAUAAGGUUGAGAGACAUCUUAGACCAAUGCAUUGGAGCACCGCCUGCUGCUGUUCAGAAUGAAAUAAUGUGCAUUGUGAAAGUUGGAUUUUCAUGUUUACGUGCUGAUCCCCUUACUCGACCAACUAUGGAAGAAGUAUCAGCGGAGCUAUCACGGUCAGUGCAGAGCAAUGCAUCUUUGCCAAAGUCCUUUGAAACUAUUACUUUAGCAGACCUACUCAUGUUGUAAUAAGGAUUCGUUUUGUGUCGCACUACAACUUCGAUUGUUCUGUUUGUUGUAUAUGUGAAGGAAGAA